Molecule: messenger RNA, 1129 nt
Organism: Gastrolobium bilobum
Lineage: Eukaryota; Viridiplantae; Streptophyta; Magnoliopsida; Fabales; Fabaceae
Product: UDP-galactose transporter 1-like
Exons: 5
Coding region: 66-1091 (341 amino acids)
Cellular component (GO): Golgi apparatus
Molecular function (GO): antiporter activity
Source: RefSeq, a predicted model, not a curated record
UGCAAUUCCCAGCUCCGAAAAAUUAUUUGGGUCGGGUUUUUGAUCCGUGUUGUUGGAGAAAGGUGAUGGAAGAAGGCCUUGUUUGCCAGUGGAGCGUGUUCAGAUCUCUUUUGGCAAUCCUUCAAUGGUGGGCUUUCAAUGUCACUGUCAUUAUCAUGAACAAGUGGAUCUUCCAGAAUUUGGAUUUCAAGUUUCCCCUGUCAGUAUCCUGUAUCCACUUUAUCUGCUCAGCCAUCGGAGGAUAUGUGGUAAUUCAUGUGCUGAAGCUUAAACCAUUGAUAUCUGUUGACCCUGGAGAUCGCUGGAGAAGAAUCUUUCCUAUGUCAUUUGUAUUCUGUAUUAACAUAGUGCUGGGGAAUGUGAGCCUACGAUACAUUCCAGUUUCUUUUAUGCAGACAAUAAAGUCAUUCACUCCUGCAACAACAGUUCUUUUGCAAUGGCUAGUGUGGAGGAAAUAUUUUGAAUGGCGUAUUUGGGCUUCUCUUAUACCUAUUGUUGGAGGGAUUCUUCUCACUUCUGUUACAGAGCUUAGUUUUAAUAUGUUCGGAUUUUUUGCUGCCUUAUUUGGCUGUUUGGCUACAUCUACAAAGACUAUCCUUGCAGAGUCUCUGUUGCAUGGAUACAAAUUUGAUAGCAUAAACACAGUUUAUUACAUGGCACCUUUUGCAACUAUGAUCUUGGCGAUACCUGCUAUGUUACUCGAAGGCAAUGGAAUACUUGAGUGGUUAAGUAAUCAUCCACAUCCUUGGUCGGCCCUGAUCAUUAUUUUCAGCUCUGGGGUUUUGGCAUUCUGCCUUAACUUCUCCAUAUUUUAUGUGAUUCACUCCACCACUGCUGUAACAUUUAAUGUUGCUGGAAACCUUAAGGUUGCAGUUGCUGUCCUUGUUUCUUGGCUGAUAUUUAGGAACCCAAUUUCAUAUUUAAAUGCUGUUGGAUGUGGCGUGACUCUAGUUGGAUGUACAUUUUAUGGUUAUGUCAGAAACAUGCUCUCUCAACAACCACAAGUUCCGGGAACUCCUCGGACACCCAGGACUCCUAGGAUGAUGGAGUUGCUUCCUCUUGUAAAUGAUAAAUUGGAUGAUAAGGUCUAAUUGUUUUAGCUGAGAAUGAGGUUUCUGCUGUUUGGAAG